Molecule: messenger RNA, 8573 nt
Organism: Choloepus didactylus (southern two-toed sloth)
Lineage: Eukaryota; Metazoa; Chordata; Mammalia; Pilosa; Megalonychidae
Product: basic proline-rich protein-like
Exons: 28
Coding region: 4109-6916 (935 amino acids)
Biological process (GO): vesicle cargo loading; protein secretion; endoplasmic reticulum to Golgi vesicle-mediated transport
Cellular component (GO): endoplasmic reticulum exit site; endoplasmic reticulum membrane
Source: RefSeq, a predicted model, not a curated record
AAGAUGGCGGUGGCGGUGGCCGUGGUGGAUGUUUGGGGGCUGAGCCGGGGGCUGGGCCGUGUCGGUCCCCUUGUCGGUCCCCUGCUGCUGCGGCGGCCUGGGACUCGGGAACUGGCCAGCUCUUACAGCAGCCACAGUUACUGAGCACUGGAAAUGUGGCCCAUGGGACCGAAGAACUGAAGUUUUCAUCUUAUUUUCUUAAUGAGUUUAAAUUUCAGUAGCCAAGAGUGGCUGAUGGCUACGAUAUUGGACAGUGCGAUUUUAGCCAAAGCUGUCGGCAGGGGAAGGAAUAGAGCUGAGGUUCAAUCCGGAAACAUCCUGCUUAUCCAGUCCCGGCAUAGAUCACCAGCGUCUGAGCCUCCAUCUGAAAGCGAGGGUGCCGCCUCCGCUUUCGGAGCUGAUGGUAGUGCCAGCCUCACCAGGAUGCUGAAUGGACGUGUGCCACAUAGGCAGAGGGUGCUGUCUGUGGUGCCCAGGCACGUAGUUAGCCGUCGUUCAUUCUCCAGCCACACUGCAGUUUCCCGGGUGCCCAGCUCUCUUCUCUUGCCUCGGACCCAGGACUGAAGCGCCCUUCCCCCGGGCCUUUGCGUGACUCACCCCAGCUUGUCCAGAGGCCUCGGGUUGACUCCCCUUCUCCAGGAAGCUUUCCCUGUUGCUCCUGCCAAUGCCGCUAGUGACAGCCGCCCUGCUGCGCGGUUUCCCUGGAGCUUCCAUUGUUGCUUUACUGCUUCCCCACAAGCCUGUGAGGUUUCUGCAGCCUUUUUCCAGAUGAGGAAACUCAAAGAGAUGAAGUGUUUUGCGGAGGGCCACCCAGUUACCUAUCAGUUGGAACCCAGGGCAGUCUGACACAGAGCCAGUAAGCAUAACCACUCAUUCACCUGAUUGUUCAGUAACUUCCUGUUGAGUGCCAGCUGUGUAAACCGACCUGGGCAUGGUCCCAGCCUAACUGGAACUUGUGACCGUAUGAGGGAGACAGAGAUGUUCUAUCUGUCGAUGAGAGUGGUGUAUGGAAGUUGCCAACUAUUAUUGUAGAGAUGUCUCCUCCAUUCGCUGUUGUCAGUGUUUGCCUCAGGUUAACGAAGAAUAUGAAGAGGUGAUACUUUUUCUUUGAAACAAUCUCUACAUAACAUGAUUUUGAGAAUAAUUUCAUAUGUUAUCUUCAACAUUCAACUAUAUUCUAAUGUCAUCAUUUUAAAUUUAAAGAAAUGGUUCCUUACAAGACCAAAAUAACCCACAGGCCAUGAGAUAACCAAUUGCAGCUGUUCCAGCAGCAAUGGUAACUGCUGCAAUCCAUUCAACUCGUAUGCUGGAAUUGGAAGUCAAACUCAUGGCGUGGUUACUUGCAAGGCGUGUGCACAGGAUACUGAGCACAAACGGGGCUCACGAGGACAACCGGAGUCAAGGUACGAGAGGCGUACUAAGGGCAUGAACACCAGAUUGCUCUGCCUCAUGUAUUUAGGAGCACUUCUGCUUGGUGUAUAAAUACUUAUGAUUGUUGUAUCUUCUUGGUGAACUGUCCCUUUAAUCAUUUCUUAAUUAGGAAUGGAUUUAGAUCUUCCCUUCCAAUUCUUAUCUCUCCAGCUGCUUUCUCAUGACUAGUUGUAUUAAUCAUUACCUUCAGUAAAACGUUAAAGACUAGAUAUAAUGAACUUCUCUGUCUCUUGCCUUAUGUUUAGUGAGAAAACUUAGUAUUUUCCCAUUCCUACUUUGAAUUAGAUGCUGACUUACUCAUUCAGCAAACCUUUUCUUAAUUCCCACCAUGCCUGGGUCCUGGGCAUUGGCAGGUGCUUAAGUCAGGGAUCUGCCCCCGAGGGACUCCCAGGCUGGAAGAGGCACACAGAUAAGCAGAGGGCAGUCCAGUGCAGCAAGAGUGGUCAAAGCUCCUGCGGGAGAGACAGGCCUCCUAGAGGGGGCAACAUCGGGGAAAGAUGAGGGCAUUCCUAGGAGGAGGUGAAUGUGCUGGGAACAAGGAAUGAUGCUGGGUGACUGGCCUGGAGAGUCCAUGAAGGGACACAUUGAGAGAGGAUACAGGAACAGGGGCAAGGGCUGGCUCCUGCGGGGCCUCUGAGCUCGCUAAAGCCUCAGAGCUUUCUCUGGAGGCCAAAGCGGGUCACAGAAGAUUUUAGGGAGAGGUAUAGGUAGCUUGGAGUGGCACGCCACUCUUACUGGGAGAGUGAUGACUUAUCAGACAGACAAGAAGUUAAAGCUUUGAACUCAAAAGGCAUUUUUACAUUUUCUCUGUUGGAUCCAUUUCUGCUCCAGCACACAAAUAUGCUAUAUUGUACUCUGAGGAAAGAAUAAAACAAGGUUUCAUUUGGUCCAGACACUCAAGGAAGUCUGUGUGAUGAAAACCUGUCCUAGUCAAAAGAGACAAAAGAGACAUGACGACCAGAUGGAAUGCAUUAAUCUUGAUGGCACCUCAAUUUUAAAAGAAAAGUGACUACAAAAACUGGGGAAAUUUGAAAACAGACAUUAUAGAAAGUCAUCUUAUGGAAUUAUUGCUAUUUUCAUAGGUGUGAUGAUGAUCUAGUGGAAUGUAGGAAAAAGUCCUUUGGAAGAAUAAGGCUGAGCUCUUUCGGGGUGAUGGGGCAUGAAGUCUGAAUAUUAUUCACAAAGAGUUCAGCAAAUAAAACGUAUAGAUAGACCAUUAGAAAAAAUAAAGGUGGCAAAAUAAUAAGGGGAGAAUCCAUUUGAAGGGCGAUCAUUGUUGUAUUCUUUGAACUCUUCUGUAGUUUUGACAUUUAUCAAGAUAAAAAAGUUGAGGGAGAUCUUUUCUAUUGGAAAGGUUACUUUAUAAAUACCAGGGAUCAUCUCCAGAAUACAGCAAAGAUGAAAGAAAGGGCUUCCCACACCACAGAAUCCAUCCAAAGUGUACAAUCACUGGCUCUUGGUAUAAUCACAGUGUCCGUUCACUGCCACAGUCAAUUUGAAAACAUUAUCAUUGCUUUGAAAAAACGAACAACAACAAAAAACUCAAAAACACACAAAACUCCUUAUGUUGAGAGAAAGUCAGAAGACAUAAAGGACUAUAAAGAAUAUGAUUCCAUUUAUAUGACGUUCCAGAACAUGUACACAUAAUAUUUGGUGAUGGAAUCUGCACACUGGUUGCCUCUGGAGAGGGGGUAUUGACUAGAAAGGGGCAUUAGGGAACUUUCUGGGGUGACAGGAAUUCUUUAUGUCUUGUUGGGUGAUGGUAAUAUCAGUGUAUACAUAUCUUAACACUCAUCAAGCUACUGCUAUAGAUUCGGGUAUUUCUGUUGGAUAAAUAUUACACAAUUAAACAAAAUUCUCCUCCUUGUGUGGUUGGGUACACAGAUACACAGAGUGUGCUCUUUACCCUUUACCCGUAUGCUACAUAUGCCUUAUUACAUGUAGUAACAGUAAAAAUUUCUUAAAGGAGUAAAAAAAUGGGAACUUAAAAGCUUUUUGUCUGUCGCUAGUGAGAUAUUUCAGUAUGGCAUUCAAUUUUUUAAAUCUUGCAGUUAAAACUUCAACCGUUGAGCCUCAUACACGCGCUUCCUGUUUUUCUUCGGUUCGGGAGAGGACGGGUCCUCGGGGUGGCGCGAGAGGGAGGGUCAGUGGGAGGGGGCGUUCUAGGUGUGGGGUCCCGCGCCGGGUCCCCUGUGACGCGCAAGGACGGAGGCAGGUGAUUGGUCGAGGGGAGCUAUAAAGCAUCCAGGUUGCUAUGUUAGCGACCACACAGGAGAAAGCAGGGAAGACGACGGACGCUCAUCCUCCUCUUCCCGCUGCUCCUUCUCCCGCUGCUCCUGCGAGGCCACUUCCCCUGCGCCUGUGUCCUGGCAUCGUGCUACCCGCUGACCCAGUGACCCCCUGACCUACUCGCCUGUCUCCGAAUACUACUCCGCCCUCUCCAGUGUGGUCCGCCCCCCCCACUCCCUUGUCCCCCGUCCCCUCCCUUAUCCCCCCCUCCCCCCACCCCUACCCCCUUCCUCCUCUUGGGAACCCCAGUGCUUCCAUCCCUUUGGGUUCCUAUAGGCCUAUCCCCGCCCCUGGCCCCUCCUCCUCCCUCAAACCCAGGCCCAGGCCCCACCCCUUCCCCACUCGGUCUUGCUCCGCCUCCUCGCGGCGCCCCCCAGGGGCCCCGAACAUGGAGGUGGCCUGGCUGCUGCUUCCGUUCCUCCUGCUGGGGUGUCCUGGUCACCCAACCACGAGUGUGGAUUUGAGUCAGCUUCCGACGCGCCGUGCGCCCUUCGUUUCAAUCGGACUGUUAGACACAGCUCCCGCGAGCAGUGUGAGAUGCCUACCCCAGGUCUGUCUUGGAACCCUGGAAUCCACUGGAGAUUUUGAGCCGGCUGAUCCUGGUGCUGAUUUUUAUGGCAUUCUUAAGAGGCCUGCCGAUAUUGCUUCUUAUCUGGGUUUAUUUGCCAUUUUCAUCUGGAGCUCCGUCCUUGCAGUCAGAAAUGUCCUUGGUGGAGCCAGAAUCCUUGAGGCGAAAGCUACAGCGGAGGAGGAAACAGUGCUGAGGGAAACUGCUCAACUAAACACCAAGGCGGAGCAGGCAAAAAUUGUCCCUUCAGCAGAUGAGGAUCUUCAAAAACAGUUCCAAGCGCAGCUGAGCUCCUCGGUGUCUGCUACACAUAAGCUGCAAGAACUUAAGAAACUGGAGGAGGAUUGCUGUCUAUUGAGGUCUGAGAAUGCUGCAAUAGAAGCACAAUGCAAAGCCCUUGCCAUGAGAGUUCAGGGUCUCGAUGAGAUCAUUGAGCAGCAAAGGAAGGCCGCCGAAGAGGAGGACAGACUGAAAGUCAGUCAGCAACAACACCUGAGGAUGCUCUCAGAGGCAGAGGAGCAAGCAAGAAGGGCUGAAGAAGAUGCCAGAAUCUGCAGACAAAGAAUGGAAGAGUUGAAUCAGGAACGGCAGGAAGCAGAGCGCUCGUUCAAACAACAGAUCAUGCAUCAUGAGAAGAAUGCUCAUGACUCCUGGAUUAGAAUCCGAGUUCUAGAGAGAGCGUUGGCUGGGGAGACCAAGUUAUCUGCUUUCUUGAAAUAUAGACUGAACAUUAUGCAAAGUAAGAAGCCCCAAGAACAAGGCGGCAUUGAGACACCAGUGCCAGUGAGAUCUGAUGUGGACAACCUUCCACCUAGAGCAAACUCCUCCCCAGAAGCCUGCGGGGCGGCUUCCAUCCCAGCCGGUCACCUUUGGGGUGUCUCCAGAAGCGGUUCCUGUGGCGGCAAGAGGGCCCCCUCCUUUCCCAAGAGUGCCUGGCAUGCAGCACCCCAUGAGGGGCCCUCCACCCCCCAUGCUGAGAUUCGGGCCUCCUGCUCCACCCUGCGGGCCUCUCAGACCUCCCGCUCCACGUCCAUGUCCAGCAUCGGUUCCUGUGGCGGCAAGAGGGCCCCCUCCUUUCCCAAGAGUGCCUGGCAUGCAGCACCCCAUGAGGGGCCCUCCACCCCCCAUGCUGAGAUUCGGGCCUCCUGCUCCACCCUGCGGGCCUCUCAGACCUCCCGCUCCACGUCCAUGUCCAGCAUCGGUUCCUGUGGCGGCAAGAGGGCCCCCUCCUUUCCCAAGAGUGCCUGGCAUGCAGCACCCCAUGAGGGGCCCUCCACCCCCCAUGCUGAGAUUCGGGCCUCCUGCUCCACCCUGCGGGCCUCUCAGACCUCCCGCUACACGUUCAUGUCCAGCAUUGGUUCCUGUGGCGGCAAGAGGGCCCCCUCCUUUCCCAAGAGUGCCUGGCAUGCAGCACCCCAUGAGGGGCCCUCCACCCCCCAUGCUGAGAUUCGGGCCUCCUGCUCCACCCUGCGGGCCUCUCAGACCUCCCGCUACACGUUCAUGUCCAGCAUUGGUUCCUGUGGCGGCAAGAGGGCCCCCUCCUUUCCCAAGAGUGCCUGGCAUGCAGCACCCCAUGAGGGGCCCUCCACCCCCCAUGCUGAGAUUCGGGCCUCCUGCUCCACCCUGCGGGCCUCUCAGACCUCCCGCUCCACGUCCAUGUCCAGCAUCGGUUCCUGUGGCGGCAAGAGGGCCCCCUCCUUUCCCAAGAGUGCCUGGCAUGCAGCACCCCAUGAGGGGCCCUCCACCCCCCAUGCUGAGAUUCGGGCCUCCUGCUCCACCCUGCGGGCCUCUCAGACCUCCCGCUCCACGUCCAUGUCCAGCAUCGGUUCCUGUGGCGGCAAGAGGGCCCCCUCCUUUCCCAAGAGUGCCUGGCAUGCAGCACCCCAUGAGGGGCCCUCCACCCCCCAUGCUGAGAUUCGGGCCUCCUGCUCCACCCUGCGGGCCUCUCAGACCUCCCGCUACACGUUCAUGUCCAGCAUUGGUUCCUGUGGCGGCAAGAGGGCCCCCUCCUUUCCCAAGAGUGCCUGGCAUGCAGCACCCCAUGAGGGGCCCUCCACCCCCCAUGCUGAGAUUCGGGCCUCCUGCUCCACCCUGCGGGCCUCUCAGACCUCCCGCUCCACGUCCAUGUCCAGCAUCGGUUCCUGUGGCGGCAAGAGGGCCCCCUCCUUUCCCAAGAGUGCCUGGCAUGCAGCACCCCAUGAGGGGCCCUCCACCCACCAUGCUGAGAUUCGCGCCUCCUGCUCCACCCUGCGGGCCUCUCAGACCUCCCGCUCCACGUCCAUGUCCAGCAUCGGUUCCUGUGGCGGCAAGAGGGCCCCCUCCUUUCCCAAGAGUGCCUGGCAUGCAGCACCCCAUGAGGGGCCCUCCACCCCCCAUGCUGAGAUUCGGGCCUCCUGCUCCACCCUGCGGGCCUCUCAGACCUCCCGCUCCACGUCCAUGUCCAGCAUCGGUUCCUGUGGCGGCAAGAGGGCCCCCUCCUUUCCCAAGACUGCCUGGCAUGCAGCACCCCAUGAGGGGCCCUCCACCCCCCAUGCUGAGAUUCGGGCCUCCUGCUCCACCCUGCGGGCCUCUCAGACCUCCCGCUCCACGUCCAUGUCCAGCAUCGGUAAGAUGAUUUGGACAGUGUGAGUUGUUUGCUCCGAAGGUCAUAGAUGCUACUUGAGGCUUUUCAAUGCAAGGAUCAACCUGGCACGGGCACUGUAACACUUUCAAGGGUCUUAGGUCACCCGAUGGGCUGCAUCAUCCUCAUACAUUGAACAGGGCAGCAGGUGUCCCUGGGAGACAAGGGAGGAGAUUGUUUGUAGAGACCCAGAAAUGUCAGUUCUGCAGCUGUGGAUGGAGCCUUGGCCUUGCGCUCAGCUCUGCAGGGGACACGACACAUCUCAAACUCCAGUGGCUUCAGGUGCCGCAUAGGAGAGAGUCGCCUCCAUGACACAGGAUGGAGACUGUGAGAACCUGUCACGGAAGCACCAGUGGAGGGCCCAGGAGUACAAAAGACGGAGAUGGGAAUCUCCUGGGAUAUUGUCCGGAGGGUUUUGAAGAGAAGGAAGAAUUGAAUUGGUGCCAGAUGGAUGUUUCUUGAAUUUGGGUAGUUGGAGCUGGAAGGCCAUCACUGUUGGGGCAGCCUCUUGAGCAAGGAGUUUGACAGCAAGCGUGAGUUCCAAGGCAAGCUGCCGCACUUACGUUCACACAGCACAGAGUUAACAGUGGAACGAUCUUGGCCAAAAUACCUUUUUUGCCAUGAAGCCUUUACUUCACAGUUUGAAAUGUAGAUGAUUUUUUUCCCUUGGAACUGUGAAGGUUCUGGGUCUUUGAGAAAGAAUCCCAUGUAGCUGUGGGAAAUUUAACUUGGUUCUGACAGGACAUUUGAUCUGCCUGAGUUUAUUACACCCUACAGACUACAAGUGGAGAAAGGGUUAGGGUUGCAGGAGCAACAACCUGGAUUCCAGAAUGAGUCAUCCUCUCAGCGCGGAACUCAAAGCCUUCACGAGCUGUGCCAGCUGAACCCCGGUCACCACGUCCCCAGCAUCCUCCAGUUUCCCAUCCUUGGCUCUCGGCUUCACGACCACAAACAUAUGCAAUAGCCCGAUUCUUUGCCUGUGUUCCUGCUGUCUUGGCUCCAGAUACCAGCCCAUCCGUGGGGUCUACUCAGAGCCUCAGUUUUGUUCUGUCUGAGGCAUGGUUGAUACUGGUUUCCUAAAGUCAUUCUGAGGAGAAAGAGAGAAUGUACAUAAAGAGAGCCUCUUGCAAAAUAUCUGGCACAUGCACACUCACCUUCUCAUAGUUUAAAUGAAAAUAUUCACAAACAACAUUCAUUACAUUACAUUCUUUUAACAAUGGCUGUAUACAGUCUGGGCCCCGAGAAUCACACUCCCCAUUUCAAGAGAUAAGGCAAUUCGUCUCCCAUCAGAUUUUAAAAAAAUAUUGAUAAGAAUGUGCACACAAUUCAAUACAGAGAUCUCUCUAUAAGAUGUGAAGUGAAAUAUGUUUUGUCACAUAUAGAUGCAGAACACACAGAUAUUCAUUGGGCCACAGCAAUAUUAUACAGGACAAAAUGAAUAUAGGAAAAAUAAGAUCAGAUUGAAAUAACCAGGGCCUUUUUGCCUUACAGGACAGUUACACUGAGAUUGAAGAAGACCCUGUCUAGGAGUCAGCAGGCUGAGGCCAUUACAAACUUAGAAAAUGUGUAAGAUCUGUUAGGAUCUGAAGAAUGUCCCUGUCCCAUCCUGCUUCCCCACUUUCAUCUUUCCCAGGUGUUUCCCUAAUAAACCACGUGUUACCUUAA